This is a messenger RNA of Ectocarpus siliculosus, 1402 nucleotides long. The record is from the annotation of a GenBank genome assembly. Lineage: Eukaryota; Phaeophyceae; Ectocarpales; Ectocarpaceae.
UUACCGAGCCUUCCAACUCAGACGAACCAGAAGAUGAUAUCUGCAGGAGCGGGUGCCGCUGCGGCGGGAGCAGCAGCCCCGAAGGCGAGCGAUCUGGAAGUACGGGACAUCACGGACCUUGUGUGCAAGGCCGAUUGUUACUGUCUCAAUCAGCUGUCGGGAGCAACAUGGGAAAACCUCUUCCAGGGGGAUGACCGGCUGAUGCUUCAGUCGGACGCCGAUGAGCAAUUGCUCUUGCACGUGGGCUUCAUGGAGACUGUGAAGCUACACUCGAUAGACUUCGUCGCCCCUUCGGAUGACACGGCUCCGUUGACGGUGAAACUCUACCUCAACCGGAACAGCAUGGGAUUCAGCGACACUGACGACAUGGCGCCGGCGCAAACGUUGGAGCUAACGAAGGAAGAUUUGGUGGCCGGUUCAGCGUCUGUGCUGAAGUUCGUUAAGUUUCAAAGGGUCUCCGGCCUUUCGAUUUUCGUCGCGGACAACAACGGCGCGGAGCAGAGCUGCUUGUCGAGCCUCCGGUUCUUCGGGACCCCCGUGGCAACGACCAAGAUGGGAGACUUCAAGAAGGUCGAAGAGGGGGCAUGAUCGACCGGAGCUUCAUGUCUCGCUGUAUUUGGGUGUGGUGCUUCUGGAUAGGACGCCGGUGGCAUCCAACAAGAUUUAGUUAGAGAAGCAGGCGUUUCCUCCGGGUCUAUUUUGUGCAAAGAUAUGAAUCGGGUAAGCCUUGUGUUGUGACAGAGCUGGUUGCUCAUGAGACGGUCUUGGAUCGAGAGGAUGCCGUACUAUAGUUUGAGGUUUCAGGGGGACACGUGGGUUGGUCCCCUUGACGUUGCAGCCGUUCGGCACAUGCGGCGAAUUUUUGCUCACGCCGGGCCUGGCGGUGACGUUUUGGCAAGAUAUCUACGAGCGUGACGCAGCGCUGCUGCUACGCACUCGCCGAGGGUUGUUUGGUUCGUUCGACUAUUUAUCAUUUGUUCGUGUUCGGUCGGGCGACGGGCGGCGGGUGGCUUGGUAUUGUCGCUCUAUUUCUCCCAAAGAAGGCGCAGAGGGUGUAUUCGUGGUACCUGGUACUCCUGGAGGGGGUUCAAGAUUUCGUGCCAUGCGUCCUGGAAAUUCGAGGAUCGAUCUGAAUUUUGUGCAUCUAUCAUAGAUAUCAUGCUUCUGACGAUGAGCUGAGCGAAGCACAAUACCAUUUCCCUGCCAACGCAGGCAGCCACCUGCCACAGUUGGUAAGCAUCGUUUCCUUUGACCCUUUAGCAAGGACGGCCGUGCAAGCAGCAACGGAAAACUUCAGUUUUUCAUUUGUCAGGGACUGAGUUGUCCGUACUCUCCAUCUCUGAUGCGUGUUGUCGCCACAUGUUUGCUACUGCCGCCUCCCUGGCGAAUCUUGUGAACCUUG